AUGGGCUCGCUGAUGUCCUGCCUCUCCGACCCCUGCCCAUCGGGGAACAGGUCCCCGCCGCUGCAGGCGAAGCGGCGCUCCUCCACCUCUUCCCGCGGCCGUGGCGGCGGCGGCGGGAGGGACUCCGCCAAGGCCUCCGUGUCCAUAGACGAGGAGGCGCUGGCCGCGGCGGCGGCGCUCGUGCUGGGGCAGAGGGGCGCCGCCGGUGGCCUGGGGGCGUUCGAGCGGUCCGCGUCGGUGCGGUACGCGGCCAAGCGCCAGAGCCAGGGCCCGCCGCUGCCCCGGAGCUGCAGCACGCGCCCCAGGUCGCUCGCUGACCCCGAGCUCCAGCCGCAGCAGCUCCUCUCCAAGGAUUUGAAUACUAAGGAUUUGGAAACCAACGUCAUUGUUCUUGUUCAUGGAGGUGGAUUUGGUGCUUGGUGUUGGUACAAGACUAUAUCACUUCUUGAAGAUAGUGGGUUCAAAGUUAACGCCAUCGACUUAACAGGCUCUGGGAUUCAUUCUUACGACACAAACAAGAUUAGCAGUCUUUCAGAGUACGCUGAACCACUUACGUCUUACCUUAAAGGCUUAGGUGGUGCUGAAAAGGUAAUUUUGGUCGCUCAUGAUCUUGGUGGUGUCUGUGUAUCCUAUGCAAUGGAGAUGUUCCCACCCAAAGUUGCCAAGGCCGUUUUCCUUUGUGCAGCAAUGCUGACAAAUGGAAACAGUGCCCUUGACAUGUUCCAACAGCAGAUGGGCACAAACGGUACUCUCCAAAAGGCGCAGGAAUUCGUCUACUCCAACGGCAAGGACCGUCCUCCAACCGCCAUCAACAUCGACAGGGCCUUGCUUAGAGACCUGUUGUUCAACCAGAGCCCCUCAAAGGACGUGUCGCUGGCCUCGGUGUCCAUGAGGCCCAUCCCCUUCGCUCCUGUGCUGGAGAAGCUUGUGCUCACUGCCGAGAACUACGGCUCGGUGCGGCGGUUCUAUGUGGAGACCACGGAGGACAACGCAAUUCCUCUGCCUCUCCAGCAGAGCAUGUGUGGUGCCAACCCACCGGAGAAGGUGCUGCGGCUGAAAGGGGCGGACCACGCACCCUUCUUCUCCAAGCCGCAGGCGCUGCACAAGACCCUGGUCGAGAUCGCCACCAUGCCGCCACCGGUCCAGGCUUCGUGA
Molecule: messenger RNA, 1155 nt
Organism: Miscanthus lutarioriparius
Lineage: Eukaryota; Viridiplantae; Streptophyta; Magnoliopsida; Poales; Poaceae
Source: the annotation of a GenBank genome assembly